Molecule: messenger RNA, 762 nt
Organism: Kockovaella imperatae
Lineage: Eukaryota; Fungi; Basidiomycota; Tremellomycetes; Tremellales; Cuniculitremaceae
Product: Ctr copper transporter family-domain-containing protein
Exons: 4
Coding region: 1-762 (253 amino acids)
Biological process (GO): intracellular copper ion homeostasis; copper ion transmembrane transport
Cellular component (GO): plasma membrane
Molecular function (GO): copper ion transmembrane transporter activity
Source: RefSeq, a predicted model, not a curated record
AUGGCUCCUCAUGAGGGCCACAGUGUAGACAUGGAUAUGUCAGGCGGAGACAUGAGUGGCAUGGACAACACGCCUCUUAACUCAUAUUCGCGUGUCUGUCUAGUGCCAGGCAGUAGCAUGGGCAAUAUGAUGAUGAAGAUGUACUUCCAUGGAUCGAUAGGAGAUGACUAUUUCCUGUUCAAAUCAUGGGUACCCACUUCACCGGGGGCCAUCGUCGGAAUCUGUAUUGCAGUGUUCAUUCUGGCCAUUUUUGACCGAUACCUGGCGGCUAUGAGAAGGGCCUGUGAUAUGUAUUGGAGGAGAGGGCGAGUCGGUUUCACUGUUCCACGCUCUGGAGGUACGCAUGCCUACGCUCACCCAUCCCUACAAAACGCCUCGAAUGAAGGGAAUAGAGCAACGGGCCAUUCUUCGACCAAUGGCGAAGGUUGCUCUUCGACGAACGUGGAUACCGAUCAAAUCGAUUCAUUGGCAGCAGAUUAUUCAGGGCUGGACGAAAAGCUUGAUCCUUCCACGGCCCAUUUACCUCGAGCCGCUCGACUCGUAGAGGAUCCCAUGAGGACAGCUAGGUGGUCUAGACCAUUCCAAUGGGGUGUGGAUAUCCCUCGAGGACUCCUUCAGUCUUUACAGACUCUGAUUCAUUACGUUCUCAUGCUCACAGUCAUGACAUUCCAAUUAUGGUUCAUCAUCGCCAUCAUAGUCGGGUCAGGCGUAGGCGAAGUGCUAUUCGGACGUUUCGGAUCAGGUCUUCCUGGCUGUCCUUGA